AUGACAAAAUCUAUUGAAGCUCUUCUAAAAGACACCGAGUUCGACCCUUCUCUCGUCGAACGUAUUGGCUACCGCAAGUAUAAACUGCCAAUCGCAAUCGUCGAGCCAGACCCUUCAUGGCCAGAGCAUUUCGCCCGCGUUAAAGCCCGCAUCGAGUCUGCCCUAGGCGACACGGCCGUUUCAAUCGACCAUGUCGGCUCCACGAGUGUCCCUGGUCUACCAGCCAAAGCAGUCAUCGACAUCGAUCUGACCGUCCAGGACGUCAACGAUGAAGCAUCCUAUGUAUCGGCGCUUGGAGAAGCUGGUUUCGACUUCAUGCUGAGAGAGCCUCAUUGGCAUGGACAUCGCUUCUUUUGCGAUUACGAGCCUGUAUCGACGAACUUGCACGUCUGGGGACCUGGAUCGCCUGAGGCGGAGCGGCACAAAAUCUUCACUAAUUGGCUGAGGCGUAAUGAAGACGAUCGCAAGUUGUAUGCUGAGGUGAAGAGAGAAUCAGCUGAGCUGAGUGUUGAGAAAGGCGAAGGCCUGCAGGGUUACAAUGACCGGAAGCAGGAUGUGAUCCGCGAGAUCUUGAAGAGGGCUUUCAAGGAUCUGGGGUACGUGUAA
Molecule: messenger RNA, 606 nt
Organism: Fusarium sp. VM40
Lineage: Eukaryota; Fungi; Ascomycota; Sordariomycetes; Hypocreales; Nectriaceae
Source: the annotation of a GenBank genome assembly